UUCGAGAGCCAAUUCGAGAGCCAACUCUCAAUCUGCGGCUCCGUCAAAUACGGACCAACACGAUGGACUUACUCGAACGCCCUCUCCAACCUUUCCUCCCUUAACUGGGCAGGUCCCUGACUUCAGUCCAGAUGCGUCAAUGAUACUUGUUGGUAUGCGUGGAGCUGGAAAGUCGACAUUAGCUAUCAUGGCAUCCUCGGCAAUGGACCGCAAGGUCAUUGAUCUUGAGCCAGCUUUCCAAAGGUCUAUGGGUCUGUCCAGUGCCGCCUAUAAGUCCGAGCAUGGGUCUUCAGAGUGUUACAAACAGCAAGCCAAGGUCUUGCAGAGUAUUCUGCAGCGACAUUCUACUGGCUGUAUCCUUGUCUGCUCUUGGAUGGAGAGUCGCGUGCAGAGCCUCCUCCGAGAGUUUGCGGCGACCAACCCCGUUAUCCACAUUGUUCGUGAUGUUGAUGCCAUCCAAAAUCAUCUCAAGAUCCGCGACGGUACCAAGGUUCAGAGCCUACUCGAUGUUAGCAAUGCGAUCUUCAGAUCUUGCACCAACUUCGAGUUCUUCAAUGUCACAGAGAAAGCUUCCAAGUCAUCGCUUUCUCGGGAAUCAUUGACACAAAGAUCGCCCGCUCCAUAUUUAACAUUGAAGCAUGUUGAGCGACACUUCCUAAAAUUCCUGUCUCUUGUUUACCCAGCGGGCACGAUACCAUUUACAGAUUCUGCAUUCCCAUUAUCAAGGAUACCCGCGGAGGAACGCAACUUUACCUACGCUACCUCCAUCCCUCUUACAGACGUUCUCAAAGAUUCUGUUGAUGUCGAAGAGCAUGUCAUCGGAGCAGAUGUUGUGCAAAUUGUCGUCCAUGAUCUAGCUGAACAUGCCGAACAAGGCACAUUGACAUCUGAAGCCAGCGCAAAGUUGCUUGCAAACAUUACCAAAGGCAUCGGUAUUGUAAGGCGAAGCACGAUCUUACCCAUAAUCCUACAUCUCUUCCUACCUCAUACAGCAAGCGACGAAGUCUUGCGUGUCUACCUCGAUCUCGUUCACCAUUCCGUACGUCUAGCUCCAGAAAUGAUGACAGUCGAUCUUCGACUCGAAGAUGUUCACAUAUCACGCAUACUAUCUAUUCGAAAGAGAACAAAGAUGAUCGGCAAUUGUUUCAUUACCACAGAUCCUCCGUCAUGGGAAUCUCCGAUAUGGAUGUCGUGGUACAAGAAGGCCAACAAUUUGGGAUGCCAUCUUGCUAGAUUGAUACGACCUGCAGUAACUAUUGAAGACAAUUUCCGCAUUCACUACUUAAAGACAUCUGUUGCGGCUUUGCAAGGGCCUAAGAUCCCACUUAUCUCUUACAACUCUGGACCGCUGGGUCGGAAUUCCCAGGCUUUCAAUCGCAUUCUUACUGUUGUCCGACCAGAUUCGCUGGAGCGGGUGAAUCCCAGGCCCCCAAUAACACCAUCCAUUACCACGGUCGGCGCAACAGAAGCUCUCUUCUCUUCUUUCAUAUACGAUCAGAUGAAGCUUUACGUGUUCGGAGCCAAUGUGAGCUACAGUCUGUCACCCGCGAUGCACAAAGCAGCGUUAAAGGCAUGCGGGUUACCCCAUACCUAUGAGCCAGUGUCAUGCGCGUCGCUUCGAGGAAUCAAGCAUUUAAUCGAGGAUCCAGAAUUUGGUGGAGGCUCAAUUGGCCUCCCCUUCAAAGUCGAGAUCAUUACCUUGACCCAUUCUUUGAGCAAACACGCCCGGGCAAUCGGUGCUGUCAAUACGCUCAUUCCCAUCCGCUCUCUAAGUGAAGAUGGGACAAUUCCGACUGGGGCAGCUUUUUUCGAUAGCGUCAAUCGCUCCGGUCCCAUCAAGGCUCUGUACGGUGAAAAUACUGACUGGAUUGGCAUUCGCGCAUGCAUUCGUCGUGGUCUCUCUCCUGCCAACGCUGUUGUAUCUAGUACCUGUGGUCUCGUCAUUGGAGCAGGCGGCAUGGCUAGAGCUACGGUCUACGCCAUGCUUCAAGUCGGUAUCAAGAACAUCGUUAUCUAUAAUCGCACACCAAAGAAUGCCGAAAAGAUGGUGUCGCACUUUACGCAGGUCCUCGAGAGGAUGGACCAUGGCCUACUGAGCGCAGGUAGCGAACAUUCUCGCUUCCACGUCAUUGAGUCAAUAGAAGAUGCAUGGCCAGCAGAGUUUCGCCUACCGACCGUCAUUACUUCUUGCAUCCCAACACAUCGCAUUGGCAACGUCCCAGCCCCCGAACUUACCCUCCCCAACGAGUGGCUGGGUAGUCGGACAGGCGGUGUCGCAAUUGAACUGGGGUACAAGACAUUAGAUACACCAUUCCUAGCCCAAUUCCGAGCAGAGUCUCAUCGCGGUUGGGUAAGUAUGGAUGGUCUUGAUAUGUUGCCAGAGCAGGGUUUUGCCCAGUUUGAGUUGUUUACUGGUCGGAGAGCGCCGCGACGGAUCAUGAGGAGGAUGGUGUUUGAGGCAUACCCAAACGAGGAGGGCAAGUCAAAUUUUGAGGAGUUACAGCCACGGUUGCAGUCGCUUGAUGAGCAGGAAGCAUGAUAAUGAAUUGAAGUUUGAGUAAUAUAUUGAAUGGCUC
Molecule: messenger RNA, 2576 nt
Organism: Fusarium redolens
Lineage: Eukaryota; Fungi; Ascomycota; Sordariomycetes; Hypocreales; Nectriaceae
Exons: 1
Coding region: 140-2539 (799 amino acids)
Biological process (GO): chorismate biosynthetic process
Molecular function (GO): 3-dehydroquinate dehydratase activity; shikimate 3-dehydrogenase (NADP+) activity; 3-phosphoshikimate 1-carboxyvinyltransferase activity
Source: RefSeq, a predicted model, not a curated record